CCCUACUAUAACUGAUUUAUCCCGUCAAGAAAUUCCCAAUACUGACUAUCAUCAUUGGCUAAAAAUCGAUCAAACUGUGAGGUCAUGGCUUUUUGCUACAUUAGCUCGAGAUGUCCUUAUGGAAGUUUAUGAUUUAAAAUUUUCACAUCUUAUCUGGGAUAGGCUUCAAAAACGUUUCAUGUCUGCCUGUAUUUCUCGUUCCGUUGAAUUGAAGCGUUUACUCUCUCAUGUGAAAAAGAAGGACACUCAGACCAUGGAUCAAUAUUUGCUUGAAAUAAAAAUUUUAGCAGACAAACUAGCAGCCAUUAAUUCUCCUGUGAGUGCUCGUGAUUUAAUUGAAUAUGCUAUCAUUGGAUUGGGUCGUGGUUAUGAGUCCCUCAUCAACAAUAUUGACUGCAUGUCGGGUAUUCCUUCUCUGGAAGACAUACGACCCAUUCUUCAAGCACAAGAACAGAGAAAUCUCUUUUUCCAGGCCCAGGAAUCAUCAUCCGUUCCUCAAGCCUUUGUUGCGGCUCCAGCUUCAGCGGCUCGAGGGGCUGGUCCACAGCGAGGGGGUGGUCAACAGCGGGGUCCUGGUGGUGGCCGAGGACCGCGAGGGGCUGGUCGUGCUCGAGGGGGCAGAGGCCGCGGCGGUAGAGGCUCUUACCCACAGCAGUACGGGGUUGCACAACCGCAGCAUGGUGGUUUUCCGGGUCAGCCGGCUCAGGGGCAGCCGCGUCCACAUGCAUUUUCUGGAAAUCCAGGUUUUCCAUCUGCGGAUCCCACCUAUCAGUAUCCUCCUCCCCCCGUUGUUUGUCAAUUGUGUUUUUCCCCAGGUCAUUCUGCAUUACACUGCUCCCGUUUUACAGCUUCUCAUACCCCGGCUCUGGCUGCUCUUCCCACUGGUGAAAACAAUGAUUCAGUCUGGUAUCCUGACUCGGGGGCUAGCGCUCAUAUGACUCCGCAUGAAGGACACUCAAACGGGGGAGCUUCUUCUUCAGGCAUCUAAUAAAGAUCAUGUUUACCCUUUUCAUGCCCUUCAAGCCCGUGUGGUCCCUGGUCCAAUUUGGCACAAGCGUUUGGGGCAUUGUGGUGAUAGAGUACUUAGUAGACUUAGGCAGCAUAAAUUAAUUUCCAAUUCUUCUUCUUUUAUUCACGAUUGUGUUUCCUGUAAGUUGGGCAAGUCCCACCGGCUUCCUUUUGCUGAUGUUACUCAUGAUACUGUCGCCCCUUUACAGCUUAUUCACUCAGAUGUUUGGCAGUCGCCAGUUUUAUCAAACCUUGGUUUUAAAUAUUAUGUCUGCUUUGUUGAUGAUUUUUCUCGCUAUACCUGGAUUUAUCCUAUGCGUCGCAAGUCUGAAGUAUUUACCCAUUUUUGUGCCUUUCAAAAAUUAGCUGAAAAUAUUUUAAAUCUAAAAAUCAAGGUUUUUCAGAGUGACGGAGGGGGUGAAUUUGAUAAUCAGGUUUUUCGUAAUCAUUUUUCACAAUCCGGAAUUUUAUUUAGGAAAUCUUGUCCUGAGACUCCGGCUCAAAAUGGUGUUGCGGAACGCAAACACAAGCAUCUGCUCGAAUUAACUAGGACAAUGCUUAUUGAUUCUUCGGUUCCUAGUCAAUUUUGGGUUGAUGCCCUUUACACUGCC
This is a messenger RNA of Cuscuta epithymum, 1619 nucleotides long. The record is from the annotation of a GenBank genome assembly. NCBI's taxonomy places the organism in Eukaryota, Viridiplantae, Streptophyta, Magnoliopsida, Solanales, Convolvulaceae.